Lutzomyia longipalpis is the source of this 1362-nucleotide messenger RNA. It is a transcript of the gene SIFa, whose product is annotated as SIFamide-related peptide. Lineage: Eukaryota; Metazoa; Arthropoda; Insecta; Diptera; Psychodidae. The transcript has a single exon. The record is from RefSeq and is a predicted model, not a curated record. The coding region runs from base 417 to 833 and encodes 138 amino acids.
UUCUUUGAAGUAAAAAAGAAAAAAAACUGAAUUAUUGUAAAGUUCGUUGAAAUCUUUUCUUUCAAAUUUAAUAACGUUGAGCGCUUUUUCUCUUUUCUGUUUCAUCACUAAAUGAGCACUCCAUACGGUGAGAUCUGGGUUCUUAUUUAAGACCAUGCGGUAGCUUUUGGUUGCUCGUGGCUAAGAUUAUAGAGUUUAGGGUAAAAAUUUUCAUGAUACUUUAUGUUUACUAGGAUCGUCAGUGAGUUUUGGGUGUUUCUUGAUGAACUGACCAUUAUUGGAGAAUUUUCUUUCAAUUCUGUAAUAAUAUGCAAAGCACUGGCUAGCUUGAAGAUUUUCAUGGACUGAACAAAUAAUUGAAUUUAUUUAGACUCCACAGUAUGAGCAGUUCAACGCCCCCACUAUGUGUUUAGGAGAUGAAGCAAAAUCCCACGACGCAGUCCAUUCCAUUGCGCAAUUCGAAGGAUGCGGAUAUAAAAUCAGGAGCUUCCUCCAUGGAGCAACAGUUUGUGUCUCACCGGCCAACGGCUCGUGUGCUAUAUAAGGAUAUUUUCUGUGGUUUUUUUCCCUUGAAAGUGUGUACUCCCAGCUCAACAGGCACUCAUCACCCAGAAAUGCUGAGCCAGAGACUCUUUGCUGUUUUCGUACUAAUCUGUGUGUUCUGCAUUGCAAUGCACUCCGCUGAGGGUACCUACCGGAAGCCCCCAUUCAACGGAAGUAUCUUCGGGAAAAGGAAUGUCGUUGACUACGAUUCCGGUGGCAAGGCUUUGUCGGCAAUGUGUGAGAUCGCCCUGGAAGCGUGUGGAGCGUGGUUCCCGCAGGAUAAGAAGUGAAAAUAAAUUCCAAUUUGGGGCGAGCAUCCACCGCAACGGCUUUCUGGUUUAAAAACAACACAACCCACAAACAUAAAAUAAUAUAAAAUUCAUACACAAAAUAUUGUUAAUAAAAAAAGGAAGAAAAUCCUAUUUAAUCAGAAUGUCUCCCUAAAAAUUUAUAUUACAAAAAAGAAUUUCAUCCUCUUUUGCAUGAUUUUAAGGACAGUUUCCGUCAAAAAUUUUAACGUAAAGAAAAAAAACAUUUUUAAUGCAUUUUGUAUUGCAAUAAAACUAAAAAGUCUUAUUAUUUUAUUAGCGGAUAAACUCAUAUAAAAAAAAUGAUUUUCUUGGUGUAAAUAGACUUCUGCAAAAAUGUUUAUAUUUGGAUGGUUAAUUAUGACUUAAAUCUUUUCUUUUUUUAACCCUUCUUUGCACGCAUUUACAUCCCCAUCCCUCCUCACUACAGCUAUUACAUAUUUUAAUGCAAUCACAAUCAUUUUGAAAUGUUCACUCAUGGUAUAUCAAUAAAAAUUGUCAUUACAAAGUA